AUCCGUACACUUUUGCAUCCUUUUGGCAUCCAGCAAGUGGGGGGGAGACACAGACACUUGCUGGGUUGCAUGUGUACCAUCCUUCACCCACUCCCUUUGUAUCUCUCUCUGUCUCUUUGUUCCUGAAGAAAUAAAGAGAAAAAGGAAAGUUCUUUUCCAGUAAGUUAGGUUAGAUUGAUGGCAGAAACAUGGCAUUAAGCUUAUAGAGGGAGGAAAAUGUUGUCUUCUGUUUUGGUCAUAAAAGAGACUGAAAGAAGUUUAAUCAUGGUAAAUUAUGAGAAGCCAACCAGCACCCUGUAAAUUAAGUUCACCAUGUCAAGGCAAGCUCGCCUUCCUCCACGCUGCCCAAUCCAGAAGAAACCCAUUGCUAGCAUUAAUGACUCUGUCUUUCAGUCCCUGCACAUCGAUGAAUCAUAUCCGCCGCACCAUAACUCUUCCUACCAAAGCUCCGUCCCGGAGGAGCCGCCAACAUGGCUUGAUGACUUAUUAAGUGACCAAGACUCCAUUGCCAAAGGAAUGUACCAUCGUCGAUCAGUUAGCGACUCUAUUGCACUUUUGGAUGCUCUUGCAGACACGCUUCCAAGUCUGGCUCUGCAUAAAGAUGAUGAGAACUCAGUUGUUAAUGAGACUUGUAAUGGGUUGGAUUCAGCUUGUACCUAUGGUCCUAAUUCCCCUAGGAAAAAAAGCAAUUUAACAUUUGUAGAGAAUGCCAUAGUUUCAGCAUUGUCUGAAUCUGUUUCUCAGGACCCUACACAUUAUGUAGAUGGGAAUCUUCGCAUUUCUGCAACUACUCACGCUGAUUGGAAAGGAGACAAUUGUAAUUCAGUUGGUGAUCUCAACACUGAGAAAAAGGCUGUAAAAGGGCAUUCUGGGCAGCGAUCAAGGGUUCGUAAACUCCAGUAUAUUGCUGAACUGGAAAGAACUGUAGAUGUUUUGCAGACUUUGGAAUCAGGAUUGGCAGUCAGAGUCGCUGCUCUUCUUCAGCAACGUGUAUCUCUGUCCAUGGAAAACAGCAAAUUAAAGCAGGAGAUUGCAAGACUGCAGCAACAAAAAUUAAUAAUGGAGCGUCAAUAUCUGUCUCUGAAGAAGCAACUUGAGAGAUUGAAGAUUUGUUUUGCAAAAUCCCCAAAUAGCAAGAGUAGCACAUAUGUUGGGUCUAGUCCGGCUGCCGACGCAACUAGAGUAGAGGCUACUUGGCAGAUGUUAGAUAUGGAAAAACUUAACAUUAGUUGAGACUGAAAUGCUGAAUCAUGGUUUUUAUGUUGAUUCUCUGAAAGCUGCGGCUCUUUUGCUUCAUCUGCAUUGUGUUUGAAGUGGAUGCAGCCAAAGCUAGAGCAUGUUAUUGAUAGCCAUUUCUUUCAGUCCACUUAUGAACUGUUGUCUUUAGAUGUCCUGUAGUACUUUAUGUUCUAGUGACUAGGCUUUAUCAUAAAGUGGAAUGUGACACGAGCUUCUGUGUUUAUCUAUGAAACCGUACAAAUUAUAAUGGAGAAUGCACCAGAGCAUUUGCAUUCUAUUUUAUC
Molecule: messenger RNA, 1523 nt
Organism: Alnus glutinosa
Lineage: Eukaryota; Viridiplantae; Streptophyta; Magnoliopsida; Fagales; Betulaceae
Product: basic leucine zipper 34
Exons: 5
Coding region: 313-1233 (306 amino acids)
Biological process (GO): regulation of DNA-templated transcription
Molecular function (GO): DNA-binding transcription factor activity
Source: RefSeq, a predicted model, not a curated record